Molecule: messenger RNA, 533 nt
Organism: Linum trigynum
Lineage: Eukaryota; Viridiplantae; Streptophyta; Magnoliopsida; Malpighiales; Linaceae
Source: the annotation of a GenBank genome assembly
GUAAAGUAUUGGUAGUAAGGUACGAUUCUAUUUCGGACUCUCCCAUGUAUGUAAACUAUCUAUCGUGGUCUCAUUUGUAGGGAUUGAUUGAUCAACAAAAACUGGAUUCCUUCAACCUCCCAAUUAUCUACAUGCCAUCCGCCAUGGAAGUGGAAGCCGAGGUCCAGAAACAGGGCUCCUUCGCCAUUGAACGCCUAGAGGUAUGGGAUAUGAAUUGGGACGCCGGCUACGAGGGGGAAGUGACGAGCUUGCCCGCCGGAGACGGUGGCUACAACCUUUCCAAGUGCACGGAGGCGGUGUUUGGUCCGGUCAUCGCCCAUAACUUUGAUUCCACGUCGGAAAUCAUUGACGAGGUUUUCAAGAGGUACGGUCUCCUUCCAUCCAAGGAGAGUCCAAUUUAGAGUUUGACGGUCUCGCUCACUAAGCGACGUUGAUGACAAAAUUGGAAAGAAUUAAACACACGCAUGCAUGCAGAAAUGGUAUUCGAUCAUGUUUUUAUUCAAUGGAGGUUCUAUUAAAGUGUAAUGCUUCAA